AUGGAAUCAAAUCUCAAACUCAUUGUUGACGGGCUAGAGCUUUAUGAAGAUCCAUCAGAAUAUAGGAGACUGGUUGGUAGAUUGUUAUACUUGACAAUUACCAGACCAGAUCUUGCCUAUUAUGUCCAAGUGUUAAGUCAGUUUCUAGCUAAACCAGCUGUCAGCCAUCACAAAGCAGUAAUGAGGGUCCUCAGAUAUUUGAAAGCUACACCAGGGCAGGGUUUGUUUUUCUCAUCAUCAUCAGAACUUCAACUCAAAGCCUUCUCAGAUAGUGACUGGGUAGUCUUCCUCGACACUAGGAGAAGCAUAACAAGUUUUGCAAUAUUUUUGGGCAAUUCCCUUAUUUCUUGGAAGUCCAAAAAGCAAGUCACAAUUAGUAGAUCCUCUGCUAAAGCAGAGUAUCGAGCUCUUGCAGCUACAACAUUUGAGGUGCAAUGGUUGGUCUAUGCCUUCAGGACUUGCAGAUUAAUAAUCAACAACCGACAGCUCCAUACACAGAUAGCAAAUUAG
Messenger RNA from Juglans regia (Persian walnut), 510 nucleotides. RefSeq lists its product as uncharacterized. The coding region runs from base 1 to 510 and encodes 169 amino acids. Lineage: Eukaryota; Viridiplantae; Streptophyta; Magnoliopsida; Fagales; Juglandaceae. The transcript has a single exon. The record is from RefSeq and is a predicted model, not a curated record.